Molecule: messenger RNA, 1295 nt
Organism: Cylicocyclus nassatus
Lineage: Eukaryota; Metazoa; Nematoda; Chromadorea; Rhabditida; Strongylidae
Source: the annotation of a GenBank genome assembly
UUUCAGUCAUUUCUCACGGAUUUGCAUCUCUAAAUUUUCCAUAGAUGUCAAGCGAUUACUCUUCGAUGAACGAGAAUCUCAGCGAAACCUUAUGUAUGCCUUCAGCUUUCAUCGAUCAAAAUGUUUUGUUGAAAUCUGUGCGAUGGAUGGACUACUUCAUUUUUAUAUCGGCAAUACUUUCAUCUUUUUUGCAAAUAUACGUUUUGAAACAGGCAAAUCGCCAUAUUCGUCGAAGUGCAACUGACCAAUGUCUACAUGUGUUCCUGUUCAGCAUGACCAUGGGUGACUUCAUUCAAACAGCUUUUUGCUAUCCAAUCGAAGGGAUGGCGCGGAUUCUGGAAAAUGAAGAGAAAGUGCCAAAGCAUCUCUUUGUUGCUGUGCAUUUUCUUACAUGGGUGACACUUUCGGGUUCAAGUCUGAGCCUAAUACUUCUUAAUCUCGACAAAUUGCUCUAUUUCAAAUAUCCAUUAAGGUAUUCCAAUUAUGUGACGAGAAGACGAGGAAUCACCUUAGCCGUGAUAGUAUGGGCUAUAUGCGUGAUUUUUGUGGCAGCUGCUUGGUAUUUUGAGUGCUUCAAAUGCGUGGAGCAAAACUGCAGCAGUAUACAGCUUCUGAAAAAUAAAUGGAUGUAUCUGCUAUUUUCGGCAAGCGUAUGUGUGGUCCCUACGCUCACAUCAUUGGCAGUGGCCCUCUUCAUUGUCAAAGUCGUAACGACACAUAGGAGAAAAUUGGCUGAAGAACAAGCCCUCUAUCAGUCCGGGCCAGCACGUCAGGCGCUCGUUUCACGUCUGAGAACGUUCUAUUUCGUAUUUAUGACCACUGUAUUCACUGCUGCCACAUUACUUCCAUACAGGAUCAGUUGUAUCAUAGUGAAGCUCUUUAGCAGCCAACAGCAUGAGAUUGGUUCAUGCGGUGGGAUGAUUUUCCGUUGGAUAAUUUAUCAUCUCAUCAGCCUUAAUGCUAUCUUUAAUCCUCUGAUUACGGCACUAGCGGUGCUGAAACAAAGACCGCUGAUUUGUGAAAACUCGAGCAAAUCCGACACUCAUCACGGGCAAGCACAUACUCCGGGAACUUGGGAGUUGCGAUUUCAGCGUUACAUAUGAGACAGAAUACAUGAUAUCUGUCAUAUUGUCUAUUCCAACCAAAUAGUAAAAGAGUGUGAAUUGGUAUAUUUUAUGUAUGUGAUAAAAUUAGAUUUCAGUGUUUGUUUUUGUUUUCGGAACAGUUCAUGUUAUUUGUUAUAUCAUUACAUUUCAUUCUCAUUGUACAUCAAAGAUGGAAUUACGUUGUUGGAA